AGUAAAGAAUGUUGUCCCAGGUGCUGUCUAAACUACUAAAUGACGUGGGGUGGCUUCCAACUGUCUUUGUUGGUUUGUUGACUUUCGUUGUCAUAAGACACUUCAUGAAGAGAAAGAAGUAUCCACCAGGACCUUUCCCGUUACCCAUUGUGGGCAAUUUGUUGGCAUUCAGGGAUGAUACCCCACAGUUUAUCAAAACUGCUGAGUGGCAGAAGAAGUAUGGUCCUGUGUUCACGAUGUGGAUGGGUGGUCGUCCUGUUGUCGUUGUUAACAACUGGGACGCCACACGUGAAGCCCUCACCGUAAGGAGAAACGACGUCAUCGGGAGAAAUAAAACAAUAUUGGGUAAUCUUUUCAAGCAGGAAGAUGAAGACAUCAUGUUUGCUGAUUAUUCUCCAGAAUGGGAAGUUUUACGAAAGAUCGCGCACUCAGCUGUCAGGAAAUAUGCUGUAAGUGAAGAACUUGCUGAGCUUGUGCAAGAUGUUGUAGACGCUAGCGUUCGAAAGAUGCUUAAGGAAAAAGAGCCCUUUGACCCUACCCUUUACAUCUACUUGUUGGUCUAUAACAUCAUAGCUUCCUCAGCGUUUGGGAAAAGAUAUGAAGAAGCUAACCAGGAGUUUAUGAACUUAAAAGAACCAAAUGAAUUAUUAUUGACUGAGUUCAGUAGCGGUAUUCCAGGGGAUCUCAUUCCAUUUCUGAGGAUUUUUACCAUCCAUAAAGAAUGGAAAAUUAAGAAAGCCAUGGAUGAAUACUUAGCUGUUUUAAAACGAGAAUUUAUGGAACAUAAGAAAUCAUAUAAACCAAGUAGGUUACCUCAUUAUGUUUUAAUAAGAAUCCUCUCUGAGGUCCGCGUUACACACCAAUUAAGAAUAACGUUAACAAAGUUUCAACUGAACGAUGAUUUUUGUAUACUUUUAUUCAUUUCACAUUCAGCUGGAACAGAUACUUCUGAGAGGAUGUUGAGUUGGAUGAUCUUGUUACUAGGCAACUAUCCGAAUAUCCAGAAACUAAUGUACGAAGAAAUUGAGAGUGCUUUAGGUAACCGGGCUCCUGUCCAGGAUGAUAAACAUCUGUGUCCUUACACUAGUGCAUUCCUUAUGGAAUCCUUGCGUUUCGGGACUGUUGUUCCUUUUGGUCUUGAUCACAGAACUACGGUGGACACUGAAAUAAAUUCAGCUGGAACAGAUACUUCUCAGUUGAUGUUGCGUUGGAUGAUCCUGUUGCUAGGGAACUAUCCAAAUAUCCAGAAAAAAAUGUACGAGGAAAUUGAGAGUGCUUUAGGUAACCGGGCUCCUGUCCAGGAUGAUAAACAUCUGUGUCCUUACACUAGUGCAUUCCUUAUGGAAUCCUUGCGUUUCGGGACUGUUGCUCCUUUUGGUCUUGAUCACAGAACUACGGUGGACACUGAAAUAGAUGGUUACAAGAUACCCAAAGAUACGAUGGUUCUGUUCAAUUUGUGGGCACAAAAUAGAGACGCCGCCUAUUGGAAAGAUCCAGAUAUUUUCAAUCCAGACCGUUUCUUAACAAAUAACAAACUGAAAAACGAACGUUUCAACAGCUACGUUCCAUUUGGACAAGGACGUAGAAUGUGUUUGGGAGAAAAACUAGCUAUGGCCGAUCUCUUUCUUAUUAUCGUUCGUCUUCUCCAGCAAUGUCAGAUAUCUCUUCCAGAUGGCGCUGAAUCUGCACGCUUAGACCCACAGCCCGUCUCUCUUGCUGCAAUUCCCUUUCCAUAUAAAAUUGUGGUUACCUCAAGAAAUGGACUAGUUAAGUAAAUACAAGAUCUACGAUAUACUUUUCCUUUAAAAAACAGCAAAUUAUCAUUAUGUAGUUAGCCUUCUAGUUUAAAUCCAGUUACUGAAAUACAUAAAGAUAAACCGAUUUCUUGGUUUUAAUUAUAACUGGUUCAACAAUUAAAUGUUGAUUUUGUUUUGAACACUGUACUAGGUGUUUAGGAAGUUUAAUAAUGAUCCAUCAUGAUGUGAUUUGUUUUAAAUUUGUUCUCUGUCGAAAUAUUUGUUUGUCUAGAUGGAUAUAGACUUACACCACGAUCAUUUCUGUGUUAUUGUGUUCAGUGCUGACACUAGAUAUAUAAUAGCUUUAAAUUUUAUUAGAAGAUACUUUAAACUGUGUAAUGCGUUUAACAUUCCUUCGAAAAGUGAUUUGUUUUAAGAUACUCUGUAAAUGUUUUAGGCAGGUUCGAAAAUGAAUAUAAUUUGUUUUAUUUUUAGAUCACUGUUAUGUAAUAUUGUUAAGAUUAAGAUUAUGUAGACAAACAUUCGCUUUCAAUACAAUAAACGAUAUUAAUAUCUGAAAAAUAAACCAUGAA
Messenger RNA from Limulus polyphemus (Atlantic horseshoe crab), 2329 nucleotides. Its product is annotated as cytochrome P450 2B6-like. NCBI's taxonomy places the organism in Eukaryota, Metazoa, Arthropoda, Merostomata, Xiphosura, Limulidae. The transcript has 11 exons. Gene Ontology annotation, molecular function: iron ion binding; oxidoreductase activity, acting on paired donors, with incorporation or reduction of molecular oxygen; heme binding. The record is from RefSeq and is a predicted model, not a curated record. The coding region runs from base 9 to 1775 and encodes 588 amino acids.